GCUUAUUUACUUGAGCGCCGGCGCCGCCCGCUCCGAGCCGGGAUACGUCGAGCGUUACGCCAGCCACGUCCAUGCAGCCCCUCCGGCAACCGCUUCCCGCGUCCCGGCGGGGGAACCCGCUCCCCGCCGCCCCGCUGCUCGCCCUGCUGCUGCUGCUCGCCCUCCAGGAGGCGGCGGGGGCGCCCGCGGGCUCCGGGGGUCCGGAGGACUCCGGGUGGCACCAGGACACGGAGCUGCCGCGCCGGCUUCUGUCGCAAGCGGCGCGCGUGGCGUUGCACUUUUUCAACUUCCGCGCGGGCUCGCCCAGCGCCCUUCGAAUGCUGGCUGAGGUGCAGGAGAGCCGCGCGUGGAUUAAUCAAAAGAAGGAACGUAAAGUUGACCUCGUGUUCACCACAGAGCUCUACAACCCGGAGGAAGGUAACAAACGUCUGGGGAAAUGUUCUGCUCGAGUGUUUUUCAGGAAUGAGAAACCCAGACCGGCUGUUAAUGUGACUUGUGCUCAACUCAUUGAGAAGAAGAAAAGACACGAAAAGGAUUACCAGCUCUACAAGCGCAUGAAGCAACUUCAAAACCCCGUGGAUGUAGUCAGCAUACCUGAUAAUCACGGACAUAUUGAUCCUUCUCUGAAACCCAUCUGGGAUUUAGCCUUUCUGGGCAGCUCUUAUGUGAUGUGGGAAAAGACAACACAGUUUUUACACUACUACAUGGCACAGCUCAGCAGGGUGAAGCAGUGGAAAACAAAUGAUGAUGCAAUUGAUUUUGGUUAUACUGUUCUACUUCAUGAAUUCUCAACACAGGAAAUCAUUCCCUGUCAUAUUCACUUGGUCUGGUACCCUGGCAAACCACUGAAAGUGAAGGACCACUGUCAAGAGCCACACACACCAGAAGAAGCCUCUGGAACCGAAGAGGGAUCAGCUGUGGCACCAACAGAGCUUAGUAAUUUCUGAUCAUCUGCUUACACCAAAUGACUAUACUAAAUAGCCGAAAUCAUUACUCUAGUAAAAGAGCCAAGGUAUAAGGCAUUCUGGUAAUUUAGGGAAGCCUGGGAUUACAAGUAAAUACUCAAAAGAUGUUGGGGUUUCUGUUUUUUGAUUGGUUUGGUUUACUUUUAACUCUGGGAGCACGUACACUCUGCUCAGUGCUAAACAGUCUCCCUGCAGGUUCCUCAGGGUCUCAACCCUAAAUUGCAAAACCUAGUUCAUUACUAUGUGCUGCAGCUGGACCAGUAAGUAUUUAAAAAAACACAACAAAAUAGACUUGAUGGUCACAUCUCUAAAUCUGCAUUUCUCAAUAUUUUGAAUAUACUGUAACCAACUAUUUUAUGAUGCUUUUACCUAACAUGUUAAAGAGAGAAUAUAUUUCAGUGAAAGCAAAUUAUACGGAAAAAAUUACCUGUUUAAAAGGAAUUUUAUAAUUUUUUAUGAUUUCAAGCAAGUAUUCCUUUUUAACUGAUACCUACUUUCAAAUAAAUGUUUCUAAAUAAAAUGUGUUAAA
Messenger RNA from Camelus dromedarius (Arabian camel), 1494 nucleotides. It is a transcript of the gene RARRES1, whose product is annotated as retinoic acid receptor responder 1. The record is from RefSeq and is a predicted model, not a curated record. Lineage: Eukaryota; Metazoa; Chordata; Mammalia; Artiodactyla; Camelidae. The coding region runs from base 72 to 947 and encodes 291 amino acids. Gene Ontology annotation, molecular function: metalloendopeptidase inhibitor activity. The transcript has 6 exons.